UAUCAACCUGGCCGCCAUGAUCUCCGCGCUCGCUUGGGUACCUAAAGGCGCGUCGCGCCGCAUUCCGGAGAAGCUAAAGCUGACCGAUGACGAAGUGAAAAUGAUGCGUGAGUCUGCUACAGAGGAAGAGGUGGAGGAACAGAGCGCCAUGGAAGCUGCAAUGGCCGAGGAAGACGCAGAGCAGCAGAUCUCCGCUAAUCAGGAUGAAAAGGACAGCAACGGACUCCCUGCUUCGUUUAAGAUGGACGAUUACGAUGAUGAAGACGAUGAUGCAGCCAUCAAUAAUUACCUGAGUGGCGGCGCCGGUGCUGUCGAAGAGGACGAAGAGGAGGACGAAAUGACCGACCAGCCCGAUGAGGAGGGCAACGUGGCCAUGGAGGACGACGAAGACGAUCAGGACGACGAGUUGGAGAUGGACAAAGACGACCUGGAGAUUCGAUCUACGGAUAGCGUUAUCCUUGUAGCCAACACGGAGGAAGACUUCAGUAACCUCGAAGUGCAGGUCUACGACGAGGAGAACGGCGCGCUCUACGUGCAUCACGAGAUCAACCUACCAGCCUUUCCACUGUGCAUGGCCUGGAUGGACUGCGCUCCAGUCCCUCUUGACCCGACGACGGGGCCGGUGGACGGCAGCUUUGUCGCGGUGGGUACAUUCAAGUCUGGUAUUGAGAUCUGGGACCUCAACGUGCUGGAUGUUCUCGAGCCCUCAGCAACGCUCGGUGGUGAACAGGAUGAAGAUUUGCGUGAUGUAGCCAUGCCCAAGAUCUCGAAGCGACGGAAGAACCGCAAGACAGCGCUCAAGCCUGGUAGUCACCAGGACGCUGUUAUGUCGCUUGACUGGAACAACAGCCACCGUAACAUGUUAGCCAGUGGCUCGGCCGACUCGACUGUUAAGGUGUGGGAUAUCACGACACAGAAGUGCUUGUAUACUAUGGCGCACCACAGCAGCAAGGUGCAGAGUGUACGCUGGAACCCGGCCGAGACUACGGUGCUUGCUAGUGCGUCUUUCGACCGUACAAUCGUUGUGCUGGAUGGCCGUCAGCCAGACGCUUUCUCUAAGUUCCAAUUGUCUGGCGAGGUCGAGAGUAUUGCGUGGGCACCACACAACCCAAGCACUAUCGUGGCAUCUUCGGAAGACGGCGUUGUUGUGGGCUUCGACGUGCGCAUGAACGGCUCGGCUCCGUUGUUCCGUUUCGACGCACACGCUGGUGCCGUGUCGGCAAUUUCAUUCUCUGCUCAAGUGCCUGGUCUGCUUGCGACUGCUGGUGUUGAUAAGACCGUCAAACUCUGGGACCUUAAGGACAACGCACCCUUGUGCGUCACCUCGAAGGAGAUGAAUGUGGUACGUCGCAAUAUUGCUCCAGGUGAGCUGUUCACAUUGUCUUUCUACCAAGACUCGCCGUUCAUGCUCGGCGUUGGUGGCUCGAAGGGCGUGCUGGCGCUGUGGGAUACCUCUGAGAACGAAGGUGUCGAGCGCCGAUUUGGCUCUCGUUUGCAGGGGGCUGCCACAACUGCGUCUAGCGAUAUUUCGGCUUCUUUCCGAUCUCCAUUCCAGCUUGGAGAAGAGUUGGCGCUCGAGGAUGAGCGUGAGAAACAGCAGCAACAGGGCAAGAAGAAGUCAGGCAAGGGCAAGAAGGGCAAGAAAAACUAG
This is a messenger RNA of Phytophthora infestans T30-4, 1651 nucleotides long. Its product is annotated as periodic tryptophan protein, putative. Bases 161 to 1651 code for a protein of 496 amino acids. Gene Ontology annotation, cellular component: nucleus. Gene Ontology annotation, biological process: rRNA processing. The transcript is spliced from 2 exons. The record is from RefSeq and is a predicted model, not a curated record. Lineage: Eukaryota; Oomycota; Peronosporomycetes; Peronosporales; Peronosporaceae. Gene Ontology annotation, molecular function: protein binding.